AUGAGAGCCCUGCCCUUGUGUGUCCUGAUAGCAUCUCGCCCUAACUACAUGAGAGCCCUGCCCUUGUGGGUCCUGAUAGCAUCUCGCCCUAACUACAUGAGAGCCCAUAUGAGAGCCCUGCCCUUGUGGGUCCUGAUAGCAUCUCGCCCUAACUACAUGAGAGCCCUGCCCUUGUGGGUCCUGAUAGCAUCUCGCCCUAACUAUAUGAGAGCCCUGCCCUUGUGGAUCCUGAUAGCAUCUCGCCCUAACUAUAUGAGAGCCCUGCCCUUGUGGGUCCUGAUAGCAUCUCGCCGUAACUACAUGACAGCCCUGCCCUUGUGGGUCCUGAUAGCAUCUCGCCCUAACUACAUGAGAGCCUAUAUGAGAGCCCUGCCCUUGUGGGUCCUGAUGGCAUCUCGCCCUAACUACAUGAGAGCCUAUAUGAGAGCCCUGCCCUUGUGGGUCCUGAUAGCAUCUCGCCCUAACUACAUGAGAGCCCUGCCCUUGUGGGUCCUGAUAGCAUCUUGCCCUAACUAUAUGAGCGCCCUGCCCUUGUGGGUCCUGAUAGCAUCUCGCCCUAACUAUAUGAGAGCCCUGCCCUGCCCUUGUGGGUACUGA
Schistocerca americana (American grasshopper) is the source of this 597-nucleotide messenger RNA. RefSeq lists its product as uncharacterized. NCBI's taxonomy places the organism in Eukaryota, Metazoa, Arthropoda, Insecta, Orthoptera, Acrididae. The record is from RefSeq and is a predicted model, not a curated record. The transcript has a single exon. Bases 1 to 597 code for a protein of 198 amino acids.